Pipistrellus kuhlii (Kuhl's pipistrelle) is the source of this 2712-nucleotide messenger RNA. RefSeq names its product ETS transcription factor ERG (gene ERG). NCBI's taxonomy places the organism in Eukaryota, Metazoa, Chordata, Mammalia, Chiroptera, Vespertilionidae. Gene Ontology annotation, molecular function: DNA-binding transcription factor activity, RNA polymerase II-specific; protein binding; sequence-specific DNA binding. The coding region runs from base 764 to 2221 and encodes 485 amino acids. The record is from RefSeq and is a predicted model, not a curated record. Gene Ontology annotation, biological process: regulation of transcription by RNA polymerase II; cell differentiation. The transcript has 12 exons. Gene Ontology annotation, cellular component: nucleus.
CCCGCGCCUGACCCAGACUUGGGGGUCUCUGUGUGUUUUUUCUCUCCCCCCUCACUCUCUUUUUUUUCUAUUAUUUUGGCAGACUUUUUGGAAUGUCUGGGAGCUAAGGGCUUUGCUUCAUGGAGCAGGAUCCUGAAGCAAGAAAAAGAGAAAGUUAUAGACUAAACCACAGAAAUGUAAACACGUCUGCAGCUAAAAUAACUCCGCUCUCAUUGAAAACACUCCUCCUUCACAAUCAGACUUCUGUGUGCGACGGUCAAUAAAACGGCAUGUUAAUAGCGGCCAAUUAAUAGAUUGUGUUGCCAGGGCCUUAAAGGUUGAGAGGGGGUUUUAAUUAUUAUUUUUCAAAUUAAAGGGGUGCUUAUAUUCCCUCCUUUCCCUUGGGGUGGGCGGGUGGGGGGAACUUAGCUUUCCUUCUGGCUGUUUGCUGGCAGUCUUGGCUGUGAAAGUUGGGAGAGGGAGGGACAUGAGCAGCUCUCCCUGGGUCCGCCAGGCAGCCUGUGCCGGAGGACGCGCUGGGAUGGGGUCCGGGCCAUGCGUGCAGGGAGGACGGUCGCUCGGUCGCGAUGGUCCCUGAGGGACAGGCGUGAAGGAGGAGCGGCAGGCACGCAGGCUGUCCCAAGAUCUUUGAAGACCCAGGGAAAGCCGUGUCGACCAAAAGCAAGACAAAUGCCUCAGAGAGAAAGAAGAUGGUGGAACCCAGGGCAAUUGGAGCUGUCUCCGGGGCUGCGCGGACGGUGAAGGAGCGGGCCUCCUGAGGGACAUGGUUCAGGCUGUCCCGGACCCAGCAGCUCACAUCCAGGAAGCGCUGUCGGUGGUGAGCGAGGACCAGUCGCUGUUCGAGUGCGCCUACGGGACGCCACACCUGGCCAAGGCGGACAUGACCGCCUCCUCCUCCGGCGACUAUGGGCAGACCUCCAAGAUGAGCCCGCGCGUGCCCCAGCAGGACUGGCUGUCGCAACCCCCGGCCCGGGUCACCAUCAAGAUGGAAUGCAACCCGAACCAGGUGAACGGCUCCAGAAACUCGCCCGAGGAGUGCAGUGUGGCGAAAGGCGGGAAGAUGGUGGGCAGCCCGGAGGUGGGCAUGAGCUACGGCAGCUACCUGGAGGAGAAGCACCUGCCGCCCCCCAACAUGACCACGAGCGAGCGCAGGGUCAUCGUCCCCGCAGACCCCACGCUGUGGAGCACGGACCACGUGCGGCAGUGGCUGGAGUGGGCCGUGAAGGAGUACGGCCUUCCUGAUGUCGACGUCCUGCUGUUCCAGAACAUCGACGGCAAGGAGCUGUGCAAGAUGACCAAGGACGACUUCCAGAGGCUCACGCCCAGCUACAACGCCGACAUCCUUCUCUCCCACCUCCACUACCUCAGAGAGACUCCUCUUCCGCAUUUGACUUCAGAUGAUGUUGAUAAAGCCUUACAAAACUCUCCGCGGUUAAUGCAUGCUAGAAACACAGGGGGUGCAGCUUUUAUUUUCCCCAAUACUUCCGUAUACCCCGACGCUACGCAAAGAAUUACAACUAGGCCAGAUUUACCUUAUGAACCACCCAGGAGAUCAGCCUGGACCGGUCACGGCCACCCCGCCCCCCAGUCGAAAGCUGCUCAGCCGUCUCCUUCCGCGGUGCCCAAGUCCGAAGACCAGCGGCCUCAGCUAGAUCCUUAUCAGAUCCUUGGGCCGACGAGUAGCCGCCUUGCAAACCCAGGGAGCGGGCAGAUCCAGCUCUGGCAGUUCCUCCUGGAGCUCCUCUCCGACAGCUCCAACUCCAACUGCAUCACCUGGGAGGGCACCAACGGGGAGUUCAAGAUGACGGACCCGGACGAGGUGGCCCGGCGCUGGGGCGAGCGCAAGAGCAAGCCCAACAUGAACUACGACAAGCUCAGCCGCGCCCUGCGCUACUACUACGACAAGAACAUCAUGACCAAGGUGCACGGCAAGCGCUACGCCUACAAGUUCGACUUCCACGGCAUCGCCCAGGCCCUGCAGCCCCACCCGCCCGAGGCCUCGCUCUACAAGUACCCCUCGGACCUGCCGUACAUGGGCUCCUACCACGCCCACCCGCAGAAGAUGAACUUUGUGGCGCCCCACCCCCCGGCCCUCCCCGUGACCUCCUCCAGUUUCUUCGCCGCCCCGAACCCGUACUGGAACUCCCCCACCGGGGGCAUCUACCCCAACACGAGGCUGCCGGCCGGCCACAUGCCGUCUCACCUGGGCACGUACUACUAGAGACCCCAGCGCGAGAGAGGCCUUUCCCAGGAGCACACGGGCGCCGGGACAGACAUUGCCACACACUCUAUUGGAGACCAGGAAUCAAAACAAAGACAAAAACCAAAAAAAAGUGCCUCAAGAGGAAGGAGAAAGCUGGGUGGGGGAUGGGGAAGGAAGCCAGGGACCAGAUCCAAAGACUCUUAGCGGGAGGGAACGACCAAAGAAUUACCCCAGAAACCAAGCGGAUGCGAACCCCGGGGACGUCCCCACGGACCCGGAAUCCGCGGGCCAACCUUGUAGCAGACAUUGUAGGUAGAAGCAUGAGGUCACAGGACACGGCGCCGAAGAAAAAAGCGGUCCGAAGACGCGUGUGCCCUUCGGAGUCCAGGAUCCCGCUCGUGCACACCGGGAUCGAACCAAAGCAACCCAGAAAGCACAGUCUUUUCUAAAUACAGAAAACUACCUGUAUGUGAAAACAGAAACAUAUCAAACAUGACACAGAACCAGCA